Molecule: messenger RNA, 3206 nt
Organism: Branchiostoma floridae (Florida lancelet)
Lineage: Eukaryota; Metazoa; Chordata; Leptocardii; Amphioxiformes; Branchiostomatidae
Exons: 7
Coding region: 239-886 (215 amino acids)
Source: RefSeq, a predicted model, not a curated record
AACAACAUCUUACCUACCCGUGUAUACAGAUGAUUAUACACAAGGCCUUGUAUACAGCUAAACGUACUACAAUACAGGUUACGUAAAGGACACUUCUGUCUUGUCCGUACCCCCGUUCAAGGAUUUUUUUUUCUGUUGUCUCCUUGCCUGUCCCUUGAAUUCGGGGAGACAGUUUUGCAAGCACUGCAGUAGUUGAACAGUUACAGUGUAGACACUCGCUUCUAUAGCAAACCGCUAGAUGGCGUUAUUGCAGCAGAAGACCCUGGUGCCCCUCGGGUUGGCGCUGCUGGCGCUGGCCGGCCUCAGCAUCAUCUUCGGCAUCACCGCAGAGGCCAUCCAGGGAGGCGCCGCGAACAGACACAACUUCAGCUACAAGUCCUCCCCGCUCUACUACUCACCUAUCUGGGCAGGGAUACUGGUUGUCUUUGCAGGUCUGGUGGCCAUGUCGAGUGGGAGGGACCGUUUUGGCGUCUUUAAGCUCUCUAUGGCCCUGACCCUGUCCACCGUGGCCUAUGUGGCCGCCCUGGCCGCCUUCCUGAUCGCUACGGUAGCGCUGGCCUUCAUCCCGCACGAGUACCCCUACUACUGCCUCCGCGGCUUUCACGAUCUGGCGCCGAGCGGGGCCUACAAGGACAGACUCUGCGCAGGAAUGAAGGGGAUGAUGGGACUGGCCCUGAUACUGGCCCUGCUGGAGUUGGUCCUCCUUAUCAUCAUCAUGUUCAUCUCCUGCAAACUGCUCCGUGAAAAGGACCAAUGGGCUGCUAAGCAACGUACGACUAGGAUGGCUCCUCAGCCUGAUGGCAUGGUGAUUCUGACGCAGUACCCAGACCAGAAGCCCUUGAACAAUGCAUACCAGAAUCCUGGCUACAGCAAUGGCGCCCCCUAGUGAUUUCCCAACGUAAUGCAAGAAGCAAAACCAACAAAAACAACGAUAUGAACAUGGAAACAAUGACUGCAUUGACUGACUGAAGUCAGAAAUGCUAUACAGGUUCACUCAACUGCCAAUGAGCACCGGUGAUGCUUUAAGAGUUGAAUUACUCUACUCAAGAAGCAUUAACGAUUCUCAUUGGCAGUUGAACUGCUUGUGAAAUGUUUUGAUUGGUUAACGGGUACGCUCAUUAGCUACAAUGUCUGCAUAAAAAUGUAAUAUAUGAAGUUCUCUGAGCUAUGGGAUGGUAUUAUAUUGCUCAUUACUAUUCACUCAUUAUUCACAUUAUAAUCUCUAUAAUAUGAGACUUACAUCAGUCAUAAGAUAUAAACGUAGUGGCAUCAUUUUCACAAAAAUGCAGGUUUCCCUUGUAGUCUUUUGUCAAGCUACUCGUACACAACAUUGGGCUCACCCCAUUUUACUGUGUGAAUAAAAAAAGAAAAACCAAUACAGGAUUUGCUAUGGCAAACCUGUUCUUUUGCAUGUUUGAUGUACAGCUAAUAUUCUGUUCAUAUUGCUGCGAUAACUAAUAUGCUAUUAAUAGGCGAUAAAAUAUUCACACUAAAUGUCUUUAUUUAUAGGGUUUGCAUGGUUUAGUGAGCAACAUGUUUAACAUGUCCGAAAAAAAAAUUAGGUAAUUCACUACAAGUGGAAUUUUGCAAAAACAUGGGCUCAUCUUGUAUUGAUAUUUAUUGAUAUAUACUGUAAAUGCAGAAACUUUUGGGGUGGUUUAAUGUUCACUUCACUGCGAACUUAAAACCACCACAAACAAUUUUCCUUGGCAAUAAGAGACACAGUGCAUGGUGCUACCCCGAAAAGUCCUUCUUCCCGCUACCGCAAAAUUAAUCCCCACAAACUUAGAUGCAUUUACAGUAAUCUAAUGGAAAAUAAAACUCCCUUUAGGAUGUUUUGGGCACCUUUUAGACUAUCUCUUUUAUAGCUGCUAGAGUGAAGUGUGGCAGUGUCUUAUGUCAGAAAGCACAGCGUUGCAUAAAGGUUUCUGACGACUUCCUUUCCUGCCUUAAAGGGGAUAUCUUCUUUGAUACCCAAUCUGUGUGAGACGUUUUGUCAAUGGAAAAUGAGGAAUCAAAGUGUUUCAAAAACACACCACAUAUUCGAGACUUAAAUGAUAGCUAUCACUAUACUUUCCUUCCUGACAUCUAUAGAAAGAAAUUCUGUUAUCACUACAGAGAUGAAAAUUGGCAUGUGAGUUAUACAGCCAUGUUAAACAUUAUACACGUCAAAUCUUAUCCAUCUUCGACAAUUAGAAGUGUCUUGUUAUCUUUCUUGAACUGGUGUUGGAAGUGAUAGUAAGAUUCUAUCUAAUCAAGCGCAUGUUUUAAGUUAUCACUGUACAGUAUGUGGUAUUCAAUAAAGCAUAAAUCAUUUACCCUUUCAUUGUUGAUUCUAUGUCUUUGCCAAUAGAAAUAUUUCACUAGAAAAGUUCAUUAGAUUUUCUUCAUUUCUAGCAUCACACAGUAUUUCAGCUAUCAAUAAGUAUCAUAUAAUCAACUAUGGCAUUCCCAAUACAAAACUCAAAUACUCAAGAAACUUUUCAAUCACACAAAAAUGUGACAUUUUAUUAAUAAUCAUCAUUGACAAUCAUCUUUAAGUAAAUCUGCAAACAUAUUGUAUCUAGGAGAAUUAAAACUGUUCUGUUACAAAUAUAACUGAACAACGGCGGUUUACAUUUAAGUAGCUAGUAGUUGGUUAUACAGUAUAUGGAUAACUAACCAAAAAUAACGUGUUACUAAUUUGUAUGCAUCAUAUUCAUAUUACUUACUGAGGCUGUACAUUACUACAAGACACUACCUACUUGCCAAUGAAUGUGUAGCACAAUGAAGAAAAUAAUGUGCACUUCCGACAAGGCUUUCCCCCUGUGGUGUUGCCAAGAACAGUUAUCACUCAUUUUAGAACAACCAAUAGAUGUUGUAGGACUUUCUAACAUGGCACAAUUGAACCAUGUGGUUUGGGAAUUUUCUUCAGAGUGCAGCUCAUUCAUAGGCUGUGUGUUCCUAAACAAUACACAACUAUGCCAAAAAGUAGUAACUCAAGCAACUGGAUAUGGUUUUGGAAACGGCCAGACAUUUCAACUACUAUCCAGUAGUUUUAAUUUUGUCAGUGACACUGAAGAGUGUCUGACCAUUUCCAAAACCAUAUCCUGUUACUUGAGUGACUACUUUUCUGCGUAUCUUAUUACCUGGAUGUCUAACCUUCAUUGACACACUACACAACUACUUUCUUCAACAACACUACGGGUCUUGAAAAAAAAAAAAAA